Phytophthora nicotianae INRA-310 is the source of this 2322-nucleotide messenger RNA. Its product is annotated as serine/threonine protein kinase, variant. Gene Ontology annotation, biological process: protein phosphorylation. NCBI's taxonomy places the organism in Eukaryota, Oomycota, Peronosporomycetes, Peronosporales, Peronosporaceae. Gene Ontology annotation, molecular function: protein binding; ATP binding; protein kinase activity. Bases 21 to 1538 code for a protein of 505 amino acids. The transcript is spliced from 3 exons. The record is from RefSeq and is a predicted model, not a curated record.
CUUUCUUCUUAUUGUACCACAUGAAGGUGCCUGUGUCCUCGUCAGACGCGUAUUUGUACGGCUCCGUGGCGGGAAUGGACAAGCUUUUGGCACUGGAUCUGCACGACAACCAGUCUAUGGACCCGAAGGCUACUUCUCAGCCCUCGGAGUGUGAUGAAUGCGAGCAGCGAGCAGCUCAACUGAGCUGCGACGACUGCGGUCUGGUGUAUUGUUCUCAGUGUGACGUCCACAGGCACCGUAAAGGGAAACUGCAAUUGCACCAGCGCGUGCGGACUACAAGGAAACGUGUCGAAGCACCAGAACUUGAAGAAAUCCAAGAGAAAGCUGAAAAUGCUACUGCAAACUGGAAAAACGACGACGUGUGCGAAUGGCUCGAAGCCCACGAUCUAAAGCUGUUCGUGGAGGAGGCACGGGAUCAAGCAAUAACUGGAGCAACUUUACUAUCUCCUGGAGGCCUGGAAAAGUUUCUGGAUGCUGCAACGGGGGUUAGUCGUGGCCACAAGAAGAAGCUGCAGAGGGAGGUGCAGAAGAUCCAGAGUUUGGCGAAAAGCCCGGCUUCUGAGGGGAAGAUGACGCUACUACCGACCCCUUCACCACCCAUUCAACGCACCAGCAGCUCUGUGCGUCGUAUUGGACUGGGCUUGCGUGUUGAUGUUGAGCCAGCGGCAGCAAAACCACCUUCUCGACGGGGAUUGGGACAGUUGAAGAUCGAAGUGAGUGAAGAUGACCGCUCGGUUUUCACAGCUCCAAAGAGGACUUCUGGAAGGCAGAACUCUGGAUCACUGGGACUGGAUAUGGCACAGGUCAAAAAGGAGGAGAAGACAGUGGCAGCAUCGUUUGACUUCUCAGCCACAGGGAGGCUGCAGACGCAAGGCUUCGAGAUCGACACACGGGGUAUCGCUAAUGCGCCCUUCUCAAACCCAAAGCAGCAUUCAAGCGGAGCUAAACCUGCGUCAACUACUGAGUCGAUCAGCACAAAAGACUACCUGCUUAUACUGGAAGAGUUAGGACAUGGAGCUGGUGGCAAAGUAUACAAGGCGCUAUACAUGCCAACAUUUAGACUGGUGGCUGUCAAGGUCAUCCGCGUGUACGACCAGAAGAAGCGUCACCAAAUGGUGCGUGAGCUCAAGUCUCUGUACGUGAAUUUCGUCCCGCUUGCUACUGCCACAUUUCCAUCCACGUUCGCGGCAACAUCAUCAGCCACACAAGCAGCAUGUGAAGAACUUGUAGUUUUCUAUGAUGCGUAUACAAACCCCGAGAUAGGCUCUGUAUCAAUUGUGCUCGAGUACAUGGAUGGAGGCUCGCUGGAAGACUACGUCCAAUCUGCCAGUGAAGGAAGUGGGUGUUUGACAGAGAAAGAGAUCGCAAAUGUUGCAGCAUGUGGCUUAAAAGGACUGGCAUUUCUACAUGAACAUCACCAGCUGCAUCGCGAUAUCAAGCUCAGCAACAUGCUCAUUAACCAUCAAGGACAAGUCAAGGUGAGUCAGAGAUUUUUUGUGGAUCUAAGAUUCGCUUAUAACGCCUCCUAUUGUAUGUAGAUAUCGGACUUCGGCAUCUCCCGUGAUCUUGAGAGCACUUUAGCCAAGGCAACUACGUUCACUGGCACAUUAUUGUACAUGGCGCCUGAGCGGAUAAGCGGAGGCAUGUACUCGUACCCGUCAGAUAUUUGGUCUUUCGGGUUAGCUGUGAUGACCUGUGCCAUCGGAAAGCUACCCGUUCCGACUAAAGAUGGCUACUGGGGCGUGGUUCAUGCUGUACAAGAGCAGCCAUCUCCACGACUUCAAGACUAUGGUGACCAUUUCUCUCCAGAACUCUGUGAUUUUCUGGACCAAUGUCUACAGAAAAAUCCGAUGUAUCGCCCUCCUGCAGCUCGUCUUCUUGAACAUCCGUUCAUUAAGAAAAAUUACUCGCCAAGGGAACAAGCGAAUGUGCGAUUGAGUCAGGAACAGCAGCCACCGACAGCAAAACAACUCGAACGUAGUCGUCAAGAGCUGCGGAGUAUUGCGGAGAAGGCUCAGAUCUGGUGCCACAAUCAUACUGAUGCUCUGCGGAUACUUUCGGCUACGAGUGAGACACAAGAUACAACGAACCGCAGCAAGGUUGAGGCUCUGGCCACACAACUGCGUCUACCGGUGAAUGAAGUGGCGUCGCAUUUUACGUUCUUGAACGAGUAUUGCAAAUAACAACGUGUUUUCGAGUCCAGAUGUAGCCAUGAAGAAAAUAUUGUGAGAUGGCUACUUUUUUGACAUGGCUACAGAUUGUGCAACAUUACAGCAACAUAAAAGAAAAUGUACCCUAGUUACGUGUUCAAUAAUUUCCUGA